This is a messenger RNA of Thlaspi arvense, 2200 nucleotides long. The record is from the annotation of a GenBank genome assembly. Lineage: Eukaryota; Viridiplantae; Streptophyta; Magnoliopsida; Brassicales; Brassicaceae.
UACUAUAAUAAUACUGUAUUAUUCCUUCAAAAUCUCAUGUUCGGUCCCAGAAUCUAACUCUGAAAAUAUGUUUAAUUAAUUAAUUAAAAUAUAAUUAGAAAAAUAGAGAGAGAGAAGGAGAUUCAGUAGAUGACACGAGUCACUCCACCACCACUAAAGCUUUUUCUUUUUUGUCUUCUAUUCGAUUCCGCUUAGAAAUUUGUUGUUGGGUUUGGUUUCGAUCGAUUCUAGAAAUUUGUUCUGCCCCAAAUCCCAGUUUAAAAGCGAAGACUUUCUCUAUCUCUCUCUCUCUCGCUCUAAAGCUAUCUUCUUGGUGCCAUUACCAGCUGGGUUUGCUUCAUAACAGUGAUUAAACAAUCUGCAAGCUUCAGAUUUCUCCUUCAGAUUGUUCGUCGGUUUCUGAGAGAGUGAGUAAACUCUGAAAUGGCCAAUCUCCGUUUGUUUUCUUAUGCUGUUAUGAUAUCUACUCAAUAAUCUUGGUAAAAUAUCUCCUCCCAUUUAUGCUUUUCAAGAAAAGAUUUGUAGAUUACUGGAUUACAUGCUAAAAAGAUAUUCAGACAGAUUACCUUCUUUGCAUGUGCCUAGAUCAACCUGCUAUAGAGAACUGAGAUUUGGUGUCCGAAUAGGUUUCUUUGUUCUCUGUUCUUGUGAAGAGAGCUCUUGAUUCUGAAGGAAACACAAGAACGGUGGCUCUGCUCGGUAAAUAGGAUUAUGGAACAUGAUUUACCGUCUUUUAAAUCAUGGAAAUCACUUGUUAAGAGAAGAAAUAACGCUCAAGAAGGGGGUAAAUCGUCAUGGAAGAUGAAACCGGUUAUGGCGCUCAUGUGUACAGUGCUUUUGAUCUUUUGGUAUAAGACCACAAAUAUCCAGUAUGAACAGACUGAGAGAGAAGAAACAGAUUAUCCAUUUGAGAUGGCAAAGGAAUCUGAACCGGUCAGUGAAAAGUUGAAAGGCUUACCAUUUGGUAUCAUACAGCCUAGAUCAGAUUUGGAGUUAAAGCCACUUUGGUCAAGUAGUAGUUUGAGGUCAAAGGGAGGCGAAUUGACAAACCGUAACUUGUUGGCAAUUCCUGUAGGACUCAAGCAAAAGGAUAAUGUCGAUGCUAUUGUAAAGAAGUUUCUUCCGGCGAAUUUCACUGUUAUUCUAUUUCAUUAUGACGGAAACAUGGAUCGAUGGUGGGAUCUUGAGUGGAGCUCAAAAGCCAUACACAUUGUUGCACAUAACCAGACAAAAUGGUGGUUUGCGAAACGGUUUCUUCAUCCGGAUAUCGUCUCCAUUUACGAUUAUGUUUUCCUUUGGGACGAAGAUCUUGGAGUGGAGAAUUUCAACCCACAAAAAUACCUGAGGAUAGUGAAAUCAGCAGGACUCGAGAUAUCUCAACCGGCGUUGCAUCCAAACUCAACCGAAGUUCACCAUCGGAUUACAGUCCGGUCUAGAACGAAAAUAUUUCAUAGACGAGUUUAUGAUAGUAGAGGCAAUAUGAAGUGCUCAAAUGCUAGUGAAGGGCCUCCAUGCACCGGGUUUGUUGAAGGAAUGGCUCCAGUGUUUUCAAGAUCUGCCUGGUUCUGCACUUGGAAUCUAAUACAAAAUGAUCUGGUUCAUGGGUGGGGAAUGGAUAUGAAGCUUGGGUACUGUGCUCAGGGUGACCGUAGCAAGAAAGUUGGCAUUGUCGAUAGUGAAUAUAUCUUCCAUCAAGGCAUUCAAACUCUAGGUGGAAGUGGUUAUCCGGAGAAGAAGAACUCAGCUCGCAGCGUAGUCAAUAGGAGACGUGGUUCUGCGACUUUUGAUUCAAGAACAGAGAUAAGGAGGCAAUCAACAUGGGAGCUUCAAACUUUUAAAGAAAGAUGGAACCGAGCGGUUGCGGAAGACAAGAACUGGGUCGACCGGUCUUCGUCGACUCGGAACCGGAUUGGCAAUAACCGGAGAUUAAAACGGAGUAGUGUGAUUUCAAGUUUAUUGCAGAGGAAAGCUGAAGAGACUACUACUACAACAUAAACACAUACAGUUUUAAUCAGAUUAAAUAUAGAAAAGAAAAAAAAAAGUUUUUGUUAUUGUCAUAUAUAAGUUAAUAUAGUUAAUCAUCCUUUCUCUUUAAUUAGUGUAGUUUUUAUAAUGGUUUUUAGAUGUUCGGUCUCUCUUCAUCGAAUCAACUUGUUUCAGCAUAUAAAGUUUUUGAAAGAAAGCAUGGGUUCAUAUUAAA